GUAGAACCACCUUAUAGCAUCCAUUAAUUGAUAGGGAGAGAGAGACAGAGAGAGAUAAGGGAAGAGUGCUCUCCAUGAGGGUAUCUCUGAGCACAAGUGCUAGAUAGCGAGCCGUAGCGAGUAGCGAGUAGCGAGCAAAGGUUAUUAGCAAAGUGACACAAGAUUUGUUGGAUCAUCAUCACAACCAUCACCAUCACCAUCACCCAUCGGUCCAUCAUCGUCAUCAUUUACAACUCACACACCUGUACCUGUACCUGUACCACCAUGUCUGCAACUAAUGAGAAGGCCGCAGAGCAAGAGCAACAACACCCUCCUCCUCCUCCUCCUCCUCUAACCCACCUCUUUUUCCUUUGCUUAUCAUCGCUGCCCAACCCCACUAAACAUGACCCGGAAAAGCAAAUACAGUUGGUUCUACCAACCAUCUCCGAUAUUGUCUCCGAAAGUAAAUCACUCAUCAACCUCGCCUUCCCCAUGGUCCUAACUGCCCUCAUUCUCUACUCUCGCUCUAUCCUCUCCAUGCUUUUCCUCGGCCACCUCGGCGACCUCCAACUCGCCGCUGGCUCCCUCGCCAUCGCUUUUGCCAAUAUUACCGGCUACUCCGUCCUCUCCGGCCUUGCUCUAGGCAUGGAGCCUCUCUGCUCCCAAGCCUUCGGAGCAAAUCGUCCCAAGCUUCUCUCUGUAACCCUUCACCGCACAGUGAUUUUCCUCCUCCUCUCUUCGAUACCCAUUUCGCUUCUCUGGUUCAACAUGUCCAAAAUCCUGCUUUAUUUACACCAAGACCACAGUAUCACCCACAUGGCUCACACGUACCUAAUGUUCUCUCUCCCCGACCUUUUCUCCAACUCUUUCCUUUAUCCAAUCCGCAUUUACCUUCGCGCUCAGGGCAUCACCCACCCGGUCACGCUAGCAUCCCUCGCUGGCACGGUUUUCCUCUUGCCAAUGAACUUUUUGCUUGUCAUCCACUUCCGGCUCGGCGUGGCCGGCGUAGCCGCUGCCUCAGCCGUUUCCAACAUCUUCGCGCUCUUAUCCAUUGUCUUAUACGUGUGGGCCACCGGGCUGCACGAGCCGACCUGGACUGCGCCGAGCCGAGAGUGCUUAACCAACUGGAAGCCGCUCCUCCGGCUAGCCGCUCCAAGCUGCGUCUCUGUCUGCCUGGAAUGGUGGUGGUACGAGAUCAUGACCGUCUUGUGUGGCCUCCUGGUGAACCCCAAGGCCACGGUGGCGUCAAUGGGCGUCUUGAUCCAAACCACGGCCCUGAUUUACGUGUUCCCGUCCUCCCUCAGUUUCGCCGUGUCGACACGUGUCGGGAACGAGCUCGGCGCCAACUCUCCGUACAGGGCGAAAUUAUCCGCUGUGGUGGCGGUGUUCCUGGCGGCCAUAAUGGGCCUAUCAGCGAUGAUCUUCGCAUCGGGGAUGAGGGAUAAGUGGGCCCGGAUGUUCACGAACGACUCCGAGAUCCUUCGGUUGACAGCGGCCGCCCUGCCGAUCCUAGGGCUGUGCGAGCUGGGCAACUGCCCGCAGACCGUGGGGUGUGGGGUCCUCAGAGGUAGUGCGCGCCCUACCACGGCGGCUAACGUCAACCUGGGCGCAUUUUAUCUGGUGGGCAUGCCCGUGGCUGUUGGGCUAUCUUUCCGCCUAGGCGUUGGAUUUUGUGGGCUUUGGGUCGGGCUCUUGGCGGCCCAGGUGUGCUGCGCUGGACUCAUGUUGUACGUGGUCGGUACCACUGACUGGGACCUACAAGCUUGGAGGGCCCAGAUGCUAACGUGCGCCGGCGGUGGAAACACGGAGCUAACCAGCGUUUGCAAGGGUGAUGGGGAGGAGCAAGAGCCACUGGCUUCCAUUGUCGUCGUCACUCCCUCUUGCCAACCCAUAGACUAAUUUUUUUUUUAAUUUUUUCGUUUUUUUGAUUGUGCCCAAUGCCGCCUAUGUGGCAUGGACACAAUUCUUCCUUGUGAAUUAUUAAGAUCGAUA
Corylus avellana is the source of this 1971-nucleotide messenger RNA. RefSeq names its product protein DETOXIFICATION 52-like. Gene Ontology annotation, cellular component: membrane. Gene Ontology annotation, molecular function: xenobiotic transmembrane transporter activity; antiporter activity. Gene Ontology annotation, biological process: xenobiotic detoxification by transmembrane export across the plasma membrane. The record is from RefSeq and is a predicted model, not a curated record. Lineage: Eukaryota; Viridiplantae; Streptophyta; Magnoliopsida; Fagales; Betulaceae.